Molecule: messenger RNA, 1203 nt
Organism: Magallana angulata
Lineage: Eukaryota; Metazoa; Mollusca; Bivalvia; Ostreida; Ostreidae
Exons: 3
Coding region: 261-704 (147 amino acids)
Source: RefSeq, a predicted model, not a curated record
CGGUUGCUUCUUUACAUUCAAUGUGUUGAUUUUUUUUCAUUUAUUUGUAAAAUUAUUAAUGCAAGAGAAUUCAUCAUAUUCCAUAGGGUUGUCGGUUUUAUUUUAAAAUCGCGUAAUCGGAAUUCACUUGUAAUGGCCUUUACAUAACGUCAUACGACACGUGACGGCACCCUGCGCAGUGCAGCAUGCGCAUGCUGUCGACUCAGACCUUAUGGAGUAGUAGUGACUUGUUUCAGGAUAGGAAAAAAAUAUAAUUAGAGAUGAAAUGGACAUAUUUCCCGUGGAUUGGAUUGUUUGUAGGGUGUGCUUUGUUUUCUGUAGCAGAGAGUACAAUUGGAGGAACCGUAAACUGUUUUCAGUGCAAUGUGUUUAACCAGGGAGCAAGGGAAUUCUGCGCUAACGCGGAGAGGAAGAUGUACAACUGUUCGGGCUGUCUGAAGACCCACACCCGGGUCUACAUGCACGACCAGUGGCUCCAGUACAAGUACGUGACUGUGACAUCUAAGUACUGUAUACAGUACAUGAACUUCAGACGUCCAGAAGGCUGUUACGUGAAGUCGGCGGACCAGGGAUACAUCAAGCAGUGUUACUGCUACAGCCACUGGUGUAACGCGGCCAGCAAGAAUUCCAACCGAACACUCGCAAUGACGGUGGUGCAGGUGGCGUUCGUGGCCGCCAUGUUGAGCUGGAUCCGCAGAAGCUGAUCAAGAAUUGUCUGUCUUGUCGUGCAAAUUGUAAAACUUCGGCAGCUAUAUACUUUAUGUAUACCAGUGGAUUUUAUUGUGAGAUCAGUGAUCGUGUGGAAAUAAUGUGAGAAUGUAAGUGUCGAGGAUUUGUUGUACAGGUAAUGGUGGCCAUGGAUAUAUUUGUUUUACAAUUCUAUGAAUUUUUACGAAGUGCUGAAUACAACAUCGAAACCUCUUCAUAUUGAAGCUGUGUCGAGGAGACGUUCAUAUUGAAUCUGUGUCGAAGAGGGAGGGGGUUUUCUGGUGAUCUUCGUUAAUGUGCUUGCGAUAACUAGACUUUUAGUUAUUACGUGCUAAAGGUGCUUAUAUUACAUGUAGAUAUUGACUGAGUGAAGAAAGCAAGAAUGGGUGAAUUACUGUGGAACAUAUAGUUACAUUGUAAACAUUUAUCAUUAAUCAUCAUUACUCAACAUUGAUUUUUAUUCAUGUAUUUUUUAUCCUGUUGAAAAUAACCGAA